Nerophis ophidion (straightnose pipefish) is the source of this 1674-nucleotide messenger RNA. RefSeq names its product C-type lectin domain family 4 member M-like. Lineage: Eukaryota; Metazoa; Chordata; Actinopteri; Syngnathiformes; Syngnathidae. The transcript has 4 exons. The record is from RefSeq and is a predicted model, not a curated record. The coding region runs from base 76 to 1497 and encodes 473 amino acids.
UGACGCAAAACUUGUAAAACUUGUAGUGUGGAGACAAACAGGUGGGUGACUAAAGUGUGGUUACAUUUUGCACACAUGUCAGUGACAUUUAACAGCAAGUCAGAGGCGAUGAAAGCAGAUGGUUGGGACGUGAUGGACUCUGAUUAUAAAUCGGAAUGUGGAAAAAGACGAUCAAUGUGGUGGAUUCGAGUUAUAGCUCUGUUUUUGGGGCUGAUCUAUCUUCUUCUGCUGGUGAUCAUCAUAGCUAUGUUGGCCCAACAUAUCAGGCCAACACAUCUUAAAGACACCGAACUGCCCAUUAGUGUCGUCAAAUCUGACAACCUGACUUCAAAAUGCUUCCACCUACAAGGCAAAUACAGCGCCCUGCUCGAAAGAAACAACCUGUUAGAGAACAAUCUCUGUUCUCUGACUAAGGAGAAAGACAAUGUCACAGGGGAGCGGGACACCCUACGAAAUGAGCGAGACAUUCUCCAAAGAGAGCGAAGCACCCUCCAGAGUGAAAGUGACACCCUCAAACAUCAGCGAGACACCUUCAGGACUGAGCGAGACACCCUUCAAAAUGAGCGGGAAGCCAUCGGGAAGCAGCGCGACAUCUUACAGAGAGCACAAGAAACCCAGCGAAACGAGCGAGAAACCCUUAAAAGUGAGCGAGACGCUCUUAAGAGUGAGAAAGAAUCCCUCCAAAAUGACAGAGAGACCCUCCAAAAUGACAAAGAAACCCUCAAAAAGGAGCGAGACACUCUCGAGGUAGAGAAAGUAUCCCUCCAAAAUGAGAGAGGCACUCUCCAAAAUGAGAGAGGCACUCUCCAAAAUGAGCGAAACACCCUCCAAAAUGAGAAAGACGUCGUCCAAAGCGAACGCGCCACUCUCCAAAAGGAGCGAGACACCCUCCAAAACGAACGAGACACCCUGCGAAAUGAGAAAAAUACCCUCCAGAACGAGCGAGACAUCGCCACGAAAGAGCGCGACUCCCUGAGAGACGAGCGAGACCAUCUGAGGCUGGUGUCCAGCAACCUGACCCAAGCGUUGCAGUUCCUGCAGAGUCGAUUCGACACUGUGGCAGAAAGUCGCGAUGGCUUGAAGGAGGAGGCUAAACAGUUGAAUAAUAACAGAGCAGAAAAACUUUGUCCAGCUGACUGGAUCAAAUUCCAGGAGAAAUGCUACUACAUCUCCAAGAUUGCUGACUCUAGGUCGUGGCAAACAAGUCGGAGAGACUGUCAGGACCGAGGAGGAGACCUGGCCAUCAUCACCACAAAAGAAGAGCAGGAUUUUGUCACCACUAAUAACGACCGCAUCUGGAUCGGGCUGUCUGACAUAGAUAGAGAGGGCAAGUUUAAGUGGGUGAACGGGCAGGAACUGGACUUUGAAGGAUUCUGGCAGAAAGGGGAGCCCAAUGACAAGAACGGACAUGAAGACUGUGUUGAGAUUUAUCGUGCAGGAGGAGGAUGGAACGAUAUGCCUUGUCGCGAAAAAUUGUCCUGGGUUUGUGAAGAUUAACAUUGACUUUGUGAGUCUGCUCCUCGUGUUUGAUUAUACAGAAGACGCCAUCAUUUUGUAUCUACUGUAUAUCCAUCAGGCAUCUUCACCUUCAUUUCUUUUGCAGCGGAACUUCGAGCUAUAUCUAAUGUUUUUCCUUCCACACAAAAUAAAUGAUUGUUUUCAGCUUUUUCAGAA